Haplochromis burtoni (Burton's mouthbrooder) is the source of this 2381-nucleotide messenger RNA. It is a transcript of the gene c1qtnf9, whose product is annotated as C1q and TNF related 9. The record is from RefSeq and is a predicted model, not a curated record. The coding region runs from base 668 to 1687 and encodes 339 amino acids. Gene Ontology annotation, molecular function: protein binding. Lineage: Eukaryota; Metazoa; Chordata; Actinopteri; Cichliformes; Cichlidae. The transcript is spliced from 3 exons.
CAAUUAUAGUGACGCCUUUUUGCAGUGUCCUGGUAUGUAAUGUUUAGACUACAAAAGGUCACUUUUAUUUCAGUGAUCCAGUUUAUGGGGUCACUUGCUUGCAUCUGUUUGGCUGCUAAAUGGCACAUAUGUGAAAUACAUGCUUUAACUGACAUUUUAGUUUGCUAUUAACAGCCAGUCUACUGUCCAUUCAUAGUACCAUUUAUUUAAUUGCUCAAUAAAAACUUGGUAUCUUCUGGUGUGGCAGCAUAUAUUCUCAAUAUGUAAUUAUUUGGUUAAGGUUAAUAUCUUGUUUGCUUCACUAUAUAGGCACUUCAUGUCAACUAUGUGGCCUUCUGCAUGUGUGGCCCUCAAGGGCUCUUUGAGUGUAAGCUUAUUAUUAGCCUUGGCUAGACUGGAGAAGAGGUGAUGUGUGACCAGUGUGGCAGGCUCAAUGAGUAAACCAAAAACAACAAAGAGACCAAUGGCUUUGAGAGGUCUAAGGUCAAUCUCGUCUGAAACUGUCUCUCAGCUUGUGUUUUCUGUAGCUGAUAUCUUUUCUUCUUUCAUUGUGCAUGCCAGCUUUUAAGUUAAACGUGCUGCAACAAGGCUAGCUAUGCAUUAGAUUGAGACUUCAGGCUUAUUUGUUGUGGGAAAUUGAUUUCAUUAGACAGGUAAAACUGGUAAAAUGUUGCAGACAAGGUUUAGGAUCGCUUUACUGCUCCUCGUCUUGGCAUUCAGAUGUGUUGCACAGCAAGAAACCCAAAGUAAAGGCUGUGUCUGUGGAUAUCCUGGAAUACCAGGUGAUCCCGGGAACAAUGGCAUGCCUGGCAGAGAUGGCCGCGACGGACUCCGAGGUGACAAAGGUGAUCGAGGUGAACUUGGACCUACUGGGCUAGCAGGCAAUCAUGGGCACAAGGGAGACAAAGGGGAACCUGGUGCAACUGGUCCAGCAGGGCUCAAGGGGAAAAGAGGAGAUAAUGGUGAUAGGGGCCUUCCUGGGAAAAUGGGACCACAGGGAGUGCAAGGGCCUGUUGGCCUCAAAGGAAAUAAAGGAGAGCUUGGGCUCCCUGGGCCCCCAGGACCUGAAGGACGUUUAGGGCCACCCGGACCACAGGGUGAAAAAGGGGAAACUGGCCUCCAAGGUGACAGAGGCAUUCCAGGGCCAUUGGGACCACCUGGCAGGCCAGGUCCCAAAGGGGACAUGGGUUUUCCAGGUAACAAAGGAAACAUUGGUUAUCGUGGGGAUAGAGGAGCUCGAGGUGAAAAGGGCGAUAGGGGUGAAAAGGGAGACGAAAUUGUUGUUUCCAAAAGUGCUUUCUCCGUAGGACUCAGUGCUCAAACUAAACUCCCAGCAGCUAAUGCACCGAUCCGGUUUGACAAGAUUAUUUACAAUGAGCAGAAUCAUUACGAUCCACAAACAGGGAGAUUCACUUGCUCCGCGGCAGGUGCUUACUUCUUCACGUACCACAUCACUGUAUUUUCCAGAAAUGUGAAAGUGGCCCUCGUGAAGAACGGUGCAAAAAUCAUCCACACCACUGACAACUACCAGGGCAGCGAGGACCAGGCAGCAGGGGGAGCUGUGCUGCAUCUGGGGGUCGGGGACAAGGUGUGGUUGCAGGUGGUUGGAGGAGAGCCAUUUAAUGGGCUCUUUGCUGAUGAGGAUGACGACACUACCUUCUCUGGGUUUUUGAUCUUUGAGGCUUAAUUAAGGGAUCAUUUAUGAUUACUAUGACUAGAAACAGUAAAAUGCAGAAGAACAGUACAAGUCAGUAGGAUUCAACAUGACAACAAAUUCUAAUUAAAUGAAAUUCAAGUUUAUGUAUGUAGCACAAACUCACAACAGUUGCUUCAAGGUGCUUUAUUGUGUAACAACAACAGAGAGAAAACCCAACAAUCAUACAGCCUCUAUGAACAAGCACUUGGCGACAGUGGGAAGGAAAAACUCAAUUUUAACAGGAAGAAACAUACAUUUAAGUCUAAAAUGCCUGUUGCAGUGGUAAAAUGUAACUAAUUUAUUCAAGUACUGUAUAAAUGUGAAUUGUCACUUCAGUAUUUUAAUGCUGUUGUGUGACUCCUUCUCCACCAAGCUAAUGACACACUUUUCUAUAUAAGGCAUUUACACUGCUCAUUAAAAUUUAACAUGUAAAGCAAGUGAGGGUGUUGUUGAGAUUGAACUGGUUGUUGUAGAUUAAACUACACAAGGAAGCUGGUUCAAAAUUCUUCUUAAACAUUAACACGGAUGACAGUCACCCAGGAUUAUUGUGCUCUAUAACAGAUAUAGCAAUCAAAAGAGGAAUUUGUUUUUACAUUCCUUGCUUCGUUAAAAGCUUUUAAACUUUGACACGUGUUUGAGUGCUUUUACACCAUCUACUGCUACUUUUAUUAAACAUCAUGAUUUU